AUGUCUUUCGGCUCUGCAUUUUUGUUGAUUUGGGUGAUAAUUUAUUUCCCAUUUUCAACAGCAUGUUUACAAGAUGAGAAAAGUUAUUUGCUGGAUUUGAAGGCUGCUCUUAAUCUUUCCAUGUCUUCAGGUAGCUUAUCCUCUUCGCGGGGAUUGAAGUAUUGCGAGUGGGAGGGUGUUGGCUGUGAUUAUCAUACAUCCCAUGUCAUCCGCCUUGAGUUUGAUUAUUGGUACACCCAACAAGCAGAGCUUCAUCCAUCGCUGUUUAAUCUGCAACAUCUACAACACUUAGAUCUUAGCGGGAAUGACUUUCGAGGUAUUUCUAUUCCUCGCCAGUUGUCAAAACUGAAGAGUCUUACAUUUCUUAACUUGUCAUAUGCUGGAUUUGGAGGUGAAGUUCCUCUCGAGUUGGGAAAUAUGUCAAGCCUCCGACAUUUGGAUAUUUCAGAAAAUUACUAUGAAAUCAAAAUUUCAGAUACUGAGUGGCAAACAAUUUCUUUGAAGAGUAGUAAGUUUGAUGCAUUGGUCAGAAAUCUAAGAAGCCUGAGAUUCUUACAAAUGAAAGGAGUGAACCUGAAAAUGGCGACUGAGCACUGGGGUGGAGCCCUUAGCGAUCUUGCCAAUCUUAUCCAGAUUCACCUGUCUUAUUGUGGGCUCUCAGAUAUAAUAGAUCUAUCAGAUAAUGAGUUUAAUGGCUCUAUUCCUACAACAAAUGGCACAUUCUCUGCUCUAUCAGUGGUAGGGAAUAAUGUGAUUGGACAAAUCCCAAGUUCUAUAUGUACUGAUUCAUAUAAUUAUGAAUUUGUGCAAUUUUUGGACUUGUCAAAGAACAAGUUGAUUGGUAAUAUUCCUGCAAGCAUUGGGAGGUGUUAUGGAUUAUAUGUUUUAAAAUUGACUCAAAAUAUUUUGCAAGGGGAGAUUCCAGAGGAGUCGGGAAAUUUGACAUAUCUUCAAACAUUAAAUCUCAAUGGUAACAAGUUGCGAGGUAUUAUUCCUUCAUCUACUGUGAAUUACAAAGAUUAUCAAGUAUUUGAUUUGGGAAAUAAUAAAUUUGAAGGGAGCAUUCCUGUAUGGAUUGAAAAGAUGAUAGAUUUAAGAAUUUUCAUCUUAGCUUCUAAUAAGUUUACUGAUAGAAUUACCAUCCAUCUAUUCAAGAUGCAAAAUAUUCAAAUUUUAGAUUUAUCUGGUAAUCAAUUAUCUAGAAGUGUACCUCAAGAUGUUAGCAAGUUAUAUGCUAUGCUCAAUAAUACACAAUGUUUUGAGGUACAACAUUCCCAAUGUUCAAAACUUCUUGACAAUGUUGACAUGGAAUCUUUAUUCAAUUCUAUUGAUGAAGUAACGGUUUGGAUAAAAGGAAGGACAACUCCAUAUCAAAAGAUAAGCAGAGCAGACAAGUUCAUAGAUUUGUCACACAAUAAGUUAUCAGGCUUUAGAAACUAUCAAGUAAAUGCAAUUUACAGGCGUAAAUCCAGACUCGUCGGAUUAGAGCAAUUUGAAACAGCCCUUGUAGCUGUGUAUGAAAAAUGUGGAAGCGUAGGUAAGGCACGUGAAGUGCUUGACAGAAUGCCUAAAAAAACUGAGACUGUGUUCUCAGGAUAUUCACAAAAUGGAUUUGUCAAGAAGACUUUAGAAACUCUCAAGCAAAUGCUAUUGGCAGGUGUAAAGCCAGACUCUGCAGCCUUUGCCAGCAUUCUCGCAGCCAGUGCCGCAUGGGAGCUUUAA
Messenger RNA from Cryptomeria japonica (Japanese cedar), 1722 nucleotides. RefSeq names its product LRR receptor-like serine/threonine-protein kinase FLS2. Gene Ontology annotation, molecular function: protein binding. The transcript has 3 exons. NCBI's taxonomy places the organism in Eukaryota, Viridiplantae, Streptophyta, Pinopsida, Cupressales, Cupressaceae. The coding region runs from base 1 to 1722 and encodes 573 amino acids. The record is from RefSeq and is a predicted model, not a curated record.